CGCUCACCCUGUUCCUCUUGAUCUUUCUCUCUCCCUCAUUGUCAUACAAACACUGCUCUCUCAAACCUCUACUUAUGGACUCACUCACGGUCAGAGCUAGGAGGAACACUUGCCUUGGAGAGACUGGGGGAUCUAGACUUGUGUUUUCCCCAAAAGGCACCAGAUGAAUUCCACCUAGAGCUAAAUGGAAGCAUAACACAGAACCACAGACUACUGACGUGAGGCUAUCUUUCUCAGUGUGAUGGAGAAGCCCCAUGAUCCAGAGCUCAAGUUCAAGCUGGAUAUGGGCCCAGUCCAUCCUGCACCUAGCACCCUGACCAGAGGACAGUGGUCUAGCAAAAUUGAGUUCCUCCUGGCUGUGGCAGGACAAAUCAUAGGUCUGGGAAACGUGUGGAGGUUUCCUUAUCUGUGCUACAAAAAUGGUGGAGGGGUGUUCUUCAUCCCUUAUGUACUCUUCCUUUUUACCUGCGGCAUCCCCCUGUUUCUGCUGGAGACGUCUCUCGGCCAGUACACCAAACAGGGAAGUAUUACCUGCUGGAGGAAAAUAUGUCCCCUGUUUGAAGGGAUGGGUUAUGGCAGUCAGGUGGUUGUUUUGUACUCCAGCAUCUAUUACAUUAUCAUACUGGCCUGGGCUUUCCUGUAUCUCUUCUUCUCUUUUAACACUGAACUUCCCUGGGCAAGUUGUCGCAACAGUUGGAACACAGAGACCUGUGUAGAGUUUGAUCGAAGGGCUUAUCCUGUCAACUGGACUGUGGCAGAAAACUCAACAUCACCAGUGAGAGAGUUUUGGGAGAGAAGAAUUCUGAAUGUCACAGGAAGUGUCAAUGAGUUAGGCAGCAUACGAUGGGAGUUGGCUCUGUGUCUUCUGUUGUCCUGGGUCAUCUGUUACUUUUGUGUCUGGAAGGGAGUGAAGUCCACGGGGAAGGUAGUUUACUUUACUGCUACAUUUCCAUAUGUGAUGCUGGCAGUGCUGCUUGUUCGUGGACUCACGUUGCCUGGAGCCUUAGAUGGAAUAAAGUUCUACCUCUACCCGGAUCCAUCCCGCCUCACUGAUCCACAGGUGUGGAUGGAUGCUGGCACACAAAUAUUUUAUUCGUAUGCUAUUUGCAUUGGCUGUUUAACUGCACUUGGCAGUUAUAAUAAGUACAACAAUAACUGCUACAAGGACUGUGUGUACUUGUGCCUUCUGAACAGUGGAACCAGUUUUGUUGCUGGCUUUGCCAUCUUCUCUGCACUUGGAUUCAUGGCAUAUGAGCAAAACACAGACAUAUCAAAAGUGGCAGAGUCAGGUCCCGGCUUGGCGUUCAUUGCCUACCCUCGAGCAGUCGCCAUGAUGCCCUUUCCUCAGCUCUGGGCGAUAUUUUUUUUCAUUAUGAUCAUUCUCCUGGGACUGGACAGUGAGUUUGUUGGUCUGGAAGCUCUCGCAACAGCAAUUUCUGACUUGAAUCCAUCCUUCUUCCACGUUGGUCAUCGACGUAAACUUCUUCUGCUUGCCAUCAGUGUUGUCAGUUUCUUCAUUGGCCUUGUGAUGGUUACAGAAGGUGGACUGUACAUAUUCCAGUUGUUUGACUACUAUGCCUGCAGUGGGAUGACUCUGCUUCUCUUUGCCUUUCUACAGUCUGUCUGUGUUGGAUGGGUGUAUGGUGCCAAUCGGUUUUAUGAAAACAUUGAGGACAUGAUUGGAUACAAGCCUUUAUCCCUGAUUAAGUACUGUUUGAAAUAUGUCACUCCAGUGAUCUGCAUGGGAACAUUUAUUUUCUCUUUGGCUAAAUACACUCCACUGAAGUUCAACAACACUAUCACGUACCCAUGGUGGGGUUAUGCUCUUGGCUGGUGGUUCACUCUCUCCUCUACACUCAUGGUUCCCCUCUGGAUGCUGUACAAUCUUAGCAUCACUCCUGGUACACUACGACAGAGGAUCUCCAUCUUAUGUACUCCAGCUGAGGACCUGCCUGUGACCAAAUCAGAGAAAAAAGCUCUUGAACUGCUCAGCCUGAACCCAGCUCCUGACAACAUGGUGCUCUAGUGAGACAAGACAAACUGGAGCCCCAGAUACACUGAACACUUUGAGACAUAAGGGCUUACCUUCAUUGUAGUAGACGUAGACUAAUUUCCUUUAAAAGCAGUGACUCCCAGACUUUUUCCCCUUAAAACAAAGUUUUUUCUAUUUGUACUCGUUCCACCCCCCACCCCCACCCAGUACUGGUUGGAUGUCUGCCAGUUGUGACCAUUUCAACCAAAGACUCAUUUUUGUUUGAAUACUUUUGUAAGAAUACCCAGUAAUUCACAAAAAUCCCAACCCCCUGAUUGGGAAUUGCUGCACUAAAGGAACUGUCCACUAAACACUGGAGAGAUAUAUGUUUAAGAGUAUCUGCACUUAGCGGUCCAUGCACAGGAGACCAUGUUGUCAUUUCAGUUUCAGAGCUUUCGUAAACGUCUAGCGGAGCCGUCUUGAAUGUCAACAUGUGACUUUCAAUCAGUGACAGCUCGGAAAGCCAGCUAGUAUUUUCAUCAUGGAAUAAUCAAUCAAUUAUUCUUUUGAUAAUCAAUUGGCGACUCAUUCAUUAAAAUUAUUGUAUUCUGUCAAACAACUGAUUGAUUUAUCUCUUCUUGUGAGUGGACCUUAUGUUCGUGAAUGAACACACAGGCUCCAAUUCAAACUGUUACUCAUUUAAAGAAAAGGUUUUGAGAAUAAGAAUGCUUUUUUGUUUUGUUUUAACCAGGUUUUUACAAGUUACUUUAAAGGAGUAAAGUAACUUUGCUAAAUACAGAUUGUGCACUUGAGUCACUGUUAGGUCACUGUAAAUAGCAUGAACUGAAUAUCAAACUGAUCGUGUCAAUUACUGUAGCUAAAUAAAGCAGUGACAUGAAAGAAGGGAGGUUGUCAAGCAUUAAGGGGUCAGAUCCAGACCCUGAACACUGUGUGCACCUUAGCCGGCUAAGCCACUAGGCUCUCCUGCUACUGUAAAAAUGUACACGUGCUGCUCAAGCAGGCAUGAAACUAUUCACCAUUUGUGACUUUGUAUUUGGUGUUAUUUUUCAAAAAAAAUGGGAUUGUGAUAAUGGAAACACCAAAAGAGAAGCACAGUGUAAAUCUGUUUGCCAUAACAAUCAGAAUAAGUGUAUUUUUUUUUAACAAGAAUUAAAUUGACGAUAUUUUUUGCUAUAGUUUCAGCUUAAAGCUUUUUUAAUUCUAGUUCUUAUGCAGAAUAUUCAUUUAUCAAGCUUGCAAGUUAAUGUUUGUAUCAUUUUGUAUCAUUUAUAUAUCAUGCAGUAUUGAAAUUUGUGGCAGUAGGUCUUUGUAUAACACACAGAUGCUGUAAUGUGAUAUUUGUCUCAUUUAAGGAUCAAUCAAUAAUCUGUUUUUGAAAUGAAAAUGUCUGUUUUCAGUAGAUAUCUGUGGCAGAAAUUGUGUGAAGUCAUGUUUAAAUUGACAAGGUCACAUUUUGAAAAUGGAUCAUAGGAUUGGUGUAUAAUAAAUUAGUGUCAUGAUAUAAAUCUUAUAUAUAAAUUAUUAAUAACGUGCCAUUUAUUUACUAUUAUCCAUGAAUGGGGCAAUCGGGUAUUAAUGUGAUUAAACAAUGUGCCAUUUUUUAAGUUUUAAUAGGCUUCAGUAAACUGGCAGUUCAUCAUUGUUGACUUAUUUCUGCUGUUUUCGCCUCACUAUUUGGUCAAACUAAAUGGUGACAGUUUAAGUACUUAACAUUUGAUGAUUCAAAAAGAAAUACCUUAUUAAUAAUUUACAAACAUUCACUAAUGGUGUAAUAACCCCCACCAAGGUUGAGUACCUGGGACUCCCAAACCAGCCCUUAGAACUCAUGAAGCCUUUCAGAUGAGAGGUGAAAUGUCUCAGAGAAACCUAAAAGAAGCCCAGUUGCCCUUAACUAAGAACCAACAGUUAGCAAUGAUGACUUACCAGUUUGCUGUUUCUGAGAGAUAUCAUAAAAAUCAACAGUUUGUUAGUAAAAUGGUUAAUAAAAUGUUAAUAAAUCGCCAAUUAUUAAAAAAAAAGAUUUGUUUUGUGAAUGCUACACUUUUAGCUGGUGAUGUAGUACACUACCUGCUCAGCACCAAACUGCAUACAGACACAGUAAGCGACUAUCUGGUGAAAAUAUUAGGGCUAAAGAGGCAUAUAUUUCCCUUAAAAAAAACAUUUUCCAGGUGGACAGAAACACUUCAAAAUCAAGUUCCACCAUCUUCCAUCUUCUAGAUAACCAGCUGUUUGUGAACAAGUUUACAGCAUCAACUUAAAAGGUGAUGUUAUGUCACUGUUCUGUUUACAAGUUGUUCCGCUGCCACUAAGUGGCCAAAAGAAUCAGUAGUUUGAAGUUUAAGAGAAUCAGAAUCAGAAUCAAAAUGUGAUUAAUGUAAUUCAUCCGUCAUGAACAUUUGUGGGAACACUGUUUAUAAUCUGCAGAGUCAAAAUUAGUGAGAAAAUGUAUAAAUCCCUAAAAAAUAAACUGUAAUUUAUAGUUGUUGUAAUAAAUUAAGAGAAUUAAAGCACCAGUGUGUAGGAUUUAGUGGCAUCUAGUGGUGAGGUUGCAGAUUGCAACAAACCGAAUACCCCUCACUCUCCAAGCGUGUAGGAGAGCCUUCAAUGACCUUCACGUUUGGUUUGUUCUGGGCUACUGUAGAAACAUGGCAGUGCAACAUGGCAGGCUGAGUGGAUAUGAAGGGCUAAUUUAUGCUAAUGAAAACACAAUGAUUUGUAGUUUCAGAUGAUUAUACACUAAUGAAAAGAUCAUUUUGAAUAUUAUGAAUACUGCAUUCAUUUUCUGACUGUUGAUUACAGAUCCCACCUGAGGAAAAAAAGUGAGAAAUUAAGUAAAAAGGAAACAUCAAGUAUCGACUGGAAAGAUGCUGUUACACUAAAAAUGGGUGCUUGAGUUAUAACAAAUGGUAAAAUAGCUGUUCUAGCAGUUCUGGUGGUCUCCAUUUAACUCAUAUACAAGAUUUCAACACAAAUGAUAACUUCUCCAUAAUCUUCCCUUUUAAACCCUUUUAAAAAAUACUGUUUUAAGGUCAAAAGCAAUAUCUAAAGAUAUUAUACAGUAAAAUAAUAUGUAUAACUAUGACUUAAAGAGUGACAUGUUUCUUUAAAUGCAACUCUUUAUUUAAUGCUUUUAAAGUGCAAAAAAAUAAAAAAAUAUAUAAAGAAGACAUGAACAAAGGUACCUUACGUAGUUUUUUGUCUGAAAAUAUUUCUUUUGCAUAAAUGCCGGUUUAAAACAUUGAUCACACUUUGCUUUACAGGGCGAUGAUCCUUUGAAUACAUGUAAACAUUUUGUACGACAUAAAACUUCACUUUCUAAUAAAACCAAACUCACAUCAGCUGUGCUGCAGUUUAAGUCAUCAAAAGCUCCCAAAUUUUUCCUGAAAUUUACACCUUCAAGUUAUCAAAAUGAUGAAUGUAGGCCUGUAAAUCUAUUUGUAGUUAACAGUGGGGGGAUAAAUAGUCUAUAUAAUUGCUAGGAAAAAAAGUACUUCAUGCCCAUUUCCACUGUACAAAAUGUUUGAAUGUUUAGAGCCGGCAGUACUUGAAAACAUUUAGCAACAAGCUGUUUAAAAACCUUGCUAACAUAGAACAAUAUAUAUUAACACACACACACACACACACACACACACACACACACACACAUACACACUGUUGAUUUUUUACACAAAAUAUUUAAGACAGCUAGGGUUUUCAUUCUGAACCGACCAAUGUUUAUAAAACAUCACCAUUGUCCAGACUGUAUCCAGACAUUUCAUGAAAAGAUAACAGUGUUGGUUUGACAGUCACCAAAGUGUAUAAUUGUCCACUAUCACCUGACAUUCACACAUUUAAAAAAAAUAAAAUAGAUGCAGUGAAAUAAAAAGACACCUUUUCUGGGACUGCGGCGAAAAGAUCUACUCAGAUGUAAAAUUCUGUAGUUGAUCACAUUACCAGUUGAAAAAUUCAUGACAUUUAUAAAAUAUUGAGAGAAAACUGUGGUUCUGGAGAUUUUAAAGCUUAACUGCAGUUUCUGUGUCCCUCUCCCAAUUUGCACUCACAGAGUCAAUACUAGUGUGUCUGCCCUGUCAAAUACAAAAUGGUGGGAAUGGUGGGAGUGAUUUUAUGAUCAAACGCCUCCUCCUGUGGGAAGUUUGAGUCAUGAUUAUGAGGAUUUUUGAAGUAAUGCUGCGUGUAUUCACCUGCUGAACGAAGAUUUUAUGUGCGCUGACGAUUGUGCCAUGCUGUUAGCUGAUAAAUCAACAUACAGUGAGUGCAACAGAAGAAGAAACUUUGAGUCAUCAAUCACUUAAAUGCACCAAAGCUCAGGAGCGGAAACAUUUAAAUUUAUAUAUAUGUAUUUUAACAUUUUUUUUUAUUUUUUAUUUUUUAAUCAAAGGUUUUGCAGCUGCCACCAGCUUAAAAUAUCAGUCUAUAAAAUUAUGUUUUCACUCCCAUAGAUGCCAAUCAUCAGUUGUUUCCCUUGAUCAUCUAGAAAAACCACACUGAUCUCAUCAUUAUAACUGUUUAUACAGCCCCAUGUGUUUUUGUAGAUAAAAUAUAUACGAUUUAAACAAAUUACUAAUCACCUAUCACGCGUCUAUUCAUGAAUAAAUUAUUUUAGUGCAUGAUCGUGGUAUUAACCCAUCUUGGAAAAACAAUGCCUCAUUCUUGCCCAAAACACAAGACUACAUUUGAAUUGCAAUUCUGUAAAUAAUGUCUCUACAAGGCAGUUUAGGUUUUGUCAUAGGCUUUUAAAAAAAAAGAUGCACUGCUUUGCCUUCAUGUGUAGCAGCUAACCAAAUACAGUAAAUUGUGAAUUUGCCAGAACGCUAAAAUUACAGAUUUAUAUUUUUGUAUAUUUUAGUAUCUCUAAUUUGUGCGUUUUUCAGAUUCUUCUCUCUGCUUCUGGUGUCUGGGAACUUUUUCAGUGAUUUCUGACAAUAUUCGAGGUUUAUGUCUGGGGGAGAAUUUAAGUUUUUUGAGUCCUUGAAUUGUAGAAUUUAAGUAUUUCUGUAUUUCCCACCAUUAAAAUUAAUCUUCUUACAUUUUUGAAUUGAUUGUGGAGUUUUUAAAAUGCCAUUGAUCUGACAGGACAUGUUACACCUUUUAUUCAAAGUACAUAUUGCACAUUUAAAAAAAAAAAAAAAAAAAAAUAUA
Messenger RNA from Lates calcarifer (barramundi perch), 7132 nucleotides. RefSeq names its product solute carrier family 6 member 22, tandem duplicate 1 (gene slc6a22.1). Gene Ontology annotation, cellular component: membrane. Gene Ontology annotation, biological process: sodium ion transmembrane transport. The record is from RefSeq and is a predicted model, not a curated record. The coding region runs from base 242 to 2026 and encodes 594 amino acids. The transcript is spliced from 15 exons. Lineage: Eukaryota; Metazoa; Chordata; Actinopteri; Centropomidae.